AUGGACAUUGUACGUAUGGGCAUGUACAUAGUGAACGGCAUGCACUUGGGCAACGGCGAACAAGCAAAGAACGGUAUUCCCUCUAGUGCUACUUUGUCCAAGGGGGCCGAGCCCGCGCUGACACGACCAACAGAGGCUGAUGCGUCAACCUUCAUAAGCCAGAAACCCGUCCUAUUAUCUACUGAGACUGAAGGAUCGUCCACGGAAUAUCCAUCGUCGAUCUCCGAACAGGGCACCCAGUCCAUCGAGGCUGCGACCGUCUUCACCACAGAUGAAAGUGACAACUACCAUAUGCUGUGGACUCUGAAGCACUACCUCGGCUUCAUCCUCCAUGGCUGCAGGAGGCACAACGCCUGUGUGUUCAAGAGGCAGAGAGCAACGAAAAACCGGCCAGGGCGAGAGGAGAAGGCGCUCAAAGACCGGACCUUGGCCGCAGGGAGCACGGCUGAGCAGGCAAUCUCCCAAAGACGACAUGACAUUGUCGGAGACCAGCUUGAGGGUGCGGUCGGAGAACUCCGACAAGUGAGACCAGAGAGGCGAGACGCCAUCGGUGCUCGGGGGCUUUUGCGCACCGAACUCCAAGCCGAGAGGGCUGAAGCCGAAGAGCUCGAGGUUAUUGUCACGGUUUCAACCACCUUACUUGUGUUAUGGCCUAAUUAG
This is a messenger RNA of Letharia lupina, 660 nucleotides long. RefSeq lists its product as uncharacterized. The record is from RefSeq and is a predicted model, not a curated record. Bases 1 to 660 code for a protein of 219 amino acids. NCBI's taxonomy places the organism in Eukaryota, Fungi, Ascomycota, Lecanoromycetes, Lecanorales, Parmeliaceae. The transcript has 5 exons.